AAAUGAAUCAAACCAGACCUUUUUCCCCUGUUCUUCUCUCAAGCCAUUUAGCAAGAGAUCAGGCACAAGUCAGGAUCAGAAGUGUUUCUCCAGACGUAACUGCUGUUAAGAGAGGCAUGAUCAACAAUUCCCCAAUGGGGUAUUCACCAGUCCUUAGUAGACAUAGUGAUGCCGGAAAGGAAGUAAAGGAUAUUAAGAGGUGCACCACUAGGCAGAAUAAUGGCAGUAAAAGGAAAAAGCAAAGAAUACGCAAGCAAAAAUCGAAAAAUAAGCUAAAACCUAAGGAAAUCACUCAGAAAGAUAAAGCUGAGUAUUUUUAUGGACCUUAUCGGUCAGAUUAUUAUCUCGAGAAUCGGUCUAAUUUUAUCUGUAGUCCUGAGGGAGCUUGGGGGCAGAUCACAGAGAUUAUUACCAAUAAAGAUUCAGGAUCUUAUGAUGUACUUCUUGAGAGUAUUAAGAAGCAUACUGAGUGAAAGACCAAGAAAACCAAAUGCUCUAGUAAUGUCCUGAAGAAUGCGAAGAGAAUAGUUUCCUCUCCUUUUUUGGCUCCUUAUGCCAAGAAAACUUUUGAUAAGACCCAACUUGGAAUCACAAAUGAGAUAAACAAGAUGAAAAUGUUCAGGUCACUGUCAUCCAUGAAAGAUAGGAGGAAUAAUUUGCAGAAUGCACAUAGAUUAAUCCAAAACAGAAGUGAUCUUAGCUUAAAGCUUGAAAGUUGUCUACCUGAUGAUACUCCUCAUGGUGAAGCUUUGGACAGAUUUAAUACUAUAAGUCCAGAAAAAUAAAUUGAUGCCAAUGGGAGAAAUCGAUCAGAUAAUCAAAGAAAUGGAAGAUGAAGAUAAUGAUGAUAAUAUUCAGAAUAUAUCGAAAGAAAUCAAAGACUGAGAUAAUGAAGAGAAAAAUUUGCUGCAAAUUAACAACUCAAACACCUUAGAAUUACCAAAUGAUUACUUCAACCAAGAUGAGGAGUCUAUCAGCUCCUCAACUUCAACCGAUAGUGAUGAAGACGACGAGCAUAUCGACCCUUUGCCAACCCCUUCUGGGAAGGAUAAUCAGUCUGAAUUUAACCCGAGGCCAAGUAUUCUGAAUAUGAUUAAAACACAAAGUAGAGGAACUGUCUUCAGAAAUUUCAAAAAGAAAUCAAGUCUGAAGAGGAACAAUAUUUUCAAAAGAUACUCAGGCUUUGUUCCUCCUAAGAACAGGCUCAGCAGAUUUUCGAAAGCUUCUCAGAGAAAGAGCAAGAAGCCCUCUCGUGGAGGAUCUAGCACAAGUAUGACCAUUAUUAAGAGGUCUGAGUCUAAGCAUAUUGUCAAGCCUUCUCUAUUCGCAAGGAGACAAAGUUUUACUAAAGAAAACCUUUCCCUGAUAAUUGAGGGCGAGAAACCUGCGAGGAGAUAUAGCUACGAGAAGCACUUGAGAAAGAUCCAGAUCAAGAAAAACUACAGGAAGAAGACUAAUAACUUCAAGAUGAGAAAGAAGAAUAGCUUCCAAUUGAUGAUAGAUAACUUGAAAUCAAUGGUAAAGAGAGAGACUCCAGUCCCAAAAGAAAACCCUGUUUGAUUAUAUAAGAAGAGGGAAAGCAUAAUUCCUUCUGCGUUAAUAUCCAACUUAAUUCUUGACAAAAAGCCUAUUAAAGGUACAAAGAUGGAUAAAAGAUACACUAUUAAUGUAUUUUCAGAAGAAAGAUCAAAUUUUAAUAAAAUAACUGCUUUCCAUGACCAUUUAAUCUCCCAGUCAAACUCUCGGAACAAAUCGAACACUUCAAGAUUUGACAAAGUCUCUGGAUAUAGUGACAACAGCAUCCCGACUCCUUCUCCAAACGACCACAAAAGAAUUUCAGGCACUUCUCAUCUCUAACCCUUAGGCUUUCACUCUGUAGGUCGUUCUGAUAUCGAAAUAAUCAACGAAGACAUUGAAUUACACAAUGAAAAUCACAUCACUCGCUCUAAGAACCCCAACUCCAGACCAAAGCCCGCUCCAAAAUCAAGCUCAAGGGUCCGCCCACGUCCAAAUCCUAAAGCCCAGAAGUCCACCAGCUCCAUUCUCAGUCAGAACCGUGCGCACAUGAAGCAGAUGCCUUCAAUCGACCCUCUGGCCAGGAACGGGACUGCCAAUAAGAACUAUGUGUAUACUUCCUUCAUGAAAUUUUAGGUUCAAGUACAAGGUAAAUGAAGGUGUAGUAGAGAUUGGAAAUUUAUGGGCUUUGAGGCAGAAGAAUGAUAGACUAAGUCUAAUCCCUUUAAUAAAUGUUAAAAAAGAUGAUUAUCAUGUGUAUAAAGAUAAAGUAAGGGUUUAAUUAAUGAUUAAAACUAGGAAAAUGUUUUCUUUUAUUCUUUAAGUCUCCAAAAAUUACUGAAAGCAUCUUUACUCAUUAAGUUAUCAAAUUUUAUCCUAGUAACUUCUUUUCCCCAUUAAUACACUCCUCUAAACCCUAUAAAACCUUUAAUACCAUCCAAAGCCUACAGCCAACCCUCUUAAACAAGUUCAUCAAAAAUCCAAAAGUCUUAGCUCCCAGUACCAAACCCCGAGUGCAGAAGAGAAAUCAGUGUAUUAAGGUCAAGAAUUUGAAGAGAAUCAGGAAUUUUGGAGGAGGUAAUGGGUGAAGGAAGGCUCAGAGUCCUGUUCCAUGUGCAA
Messenger RNA from Moneuplotes crassus, 2634 nucleotides. NCBI's taxonomy places the organism in Eukaryota, Ciliophora, Spirotrichea, Euplotida, Euplotidae. The record is from the annotation of a GenBank genome assembly.